This is a messenger RNA of Suillus clintonianus, 1190 nucleotides long. RefSeq lists its product as uncharacterized. The record is from RefSeq and is a predicted model, not a curated record. The transcript is spliced from 9 exons. NCBI's taxonomy places the organism in Eukaryota, Fungi, Basidiomycota, Agaricomycetes, Boletales, Suillaceae. The coding region runs from base 391 to 1044 and encodes 217 amino acids.
CUUUUCCUGAUUCAGUGGCAGUCGGCGGCCUUCUUCCGCACCCUGCUCGUUCCUUGGCGUUUCCCUGGUGCCGCUUUGUCAAGUGCUUGGGUUGGAAAAUAUAUAUGAUGAAGAUGGCAUAAACUACUAUUAGUAGUAGUAUUCAAAGACUCAAGAGGCUUCGACAUGAUAUCGAGGAGGGGAAUGUACAGCGUGCUACGGAGGCCAACGAGAGUGGCGAGAAAUUAAACUUCAACAGAUGCGGCGACAUACCAUACUCGACUCUCGAGCAACACCAUCUUGCAUACCUCUGACCUCUACUGAUGCCCAUUGCCCUAUCAUAGUAGGCUUUUUCAACAUGAUUCUUCUGAGGAUAUGGACUGAGUAAAAAUACCCCGACAUUGAUGUGCUAUGGCAAUGUCCUGCAGUGUUUUCAAUCAGAUCAACCCCACUCUUAGGACGUUCAUUUUUCAAGCUUCCAGGGCAUCUCGUUCCUAUCCCUUAUCGCCGCUUGUGCAAACAACCAUACCCGGGUCCUCGCUUGCCAUCUGUUCAACGUCAGGAAUAUCUAUAUCCAUCGGGGAAAACCUCCCCCGAAAACCUCCCCCGGGAAUUACGGCACAUGUCAAUGUUUUAUCAAAUGGAGUUUUAGGCAGUACCAGCUACCAGUGCACCAUGCAAGUCCGAAUCCAGAAUUUUCACCGUAGCUUCAGCUUUAUGCAGGUGAACCCUGCCAACCUGGUCGUGGGCAAUACCACGGGCUCAGGUGAUGUCGUCCACAUCCAAUGGGUGGACGUGGGGGCGGGUCGAGCGCGUCUCUGGGUUCCGACAAAGCAAACGUUUAUUACAAUCAAUGCUGCAAAUCAAGUCGUAGGCGCCCCUGAUGCCUAUGAACUCCAAUUAGACCUGCAGGGCAACGGAAGCUAUGUAAUCCGUCUGGUGAACAACAAUAUUUAUAGGCUGGUCCUCAGCGAUCUUUCAGGCCCGGUCACGAAUGAGCCCGCUCCUCUUGCGGGCUCUGCGGACUACAACAAGCAGUUCUGGAUGUUCGUUCCGCUGGAUUAGUUGCUUUGACUCAAUUGGUUGUUUCAGAAUGCAAGGAGAUUUCGUCCGCUGCAGAAUGUCGGUAGAGAUUAGCUAUAUUUCCGUUGUGAUGUAUGGAAUACAUUCGACCACACAACAACCGGGUCAUUAACAGUCUGAAGCUGUGG